CUCCUAAAACUUCAGCUUCCAAAAUGUUAGCGCCUAAGCCUUUAGCUCCAAAACCCUUAGUGAAUAACCCUUUAUCUUCUGAACCUUUGACUCCAGUUAUUCAUCAUACUCCUUUAACAAAUUUAACAAACAAUUUUUCGUCACAACAAUGGCAGUUUUUAACCACACAACUUCAAACAGAUUCUUUAAAUGAAAUAACAUCAAAAUAUAAUGAAUUGAAAACAUGUGUUCAAAACCCUCCAGUUUUGGGUCUUUGUUGA
This is a messenger RNA of Dentiscutata erythropus, 260 nucleotides long. Lineage: Eukaryota; Fungi; Glomeromycota; Glomeromycetes; Diversisporales; Gigasporaceae. The record is from the annotation of a GenBank genome assembly.